This is a messenger RNA of Nannospalax galili (Upper Galilee mountains blind mole rat), 1886 nucleotides long. It is a transcript of the gene Sars1, whose product is annotated as seryl-tRNA synthetase. The coding region runs from base 86 to 1627 and encodes 513 amino acids. The record is from RefSeq and is a predicted model, not a curated record. Lineage: Eukaryota; Metazoa; Chordata; Mammalia; Rodentia; Spalacidae. Gene Ontology annotation, cellular component: cytosol. The transcript has 11 exons. Gene Ontology annotation, molecular function: serine-tRNA ligase activity; ATP binding; tRNA binding. Gene Ontology annotation, biological process: seryl-tRNA aminoacylation.
AGGUCAGCGCGCAGGCGCAAUGCGUCAUUCUAAGGCUGCGAGCUGCAGUCCGCUCCUUACUUCCCUUAACCUGUGAGAAAGGAAGAUGGUGCUGGACCUGGAUUUGUUUCGCGUGGAUAAAGGAGGGGACCCAGCCCUAAUUCGAGAGACGCAAGAGAAGCGCUUCAAGGACCCGGGACUAGUGGACCAGCUGGUGAAGGCUGACAGUGAGUGGCGACGAUGCAGAUUUCGGGCAGACAACUUGAACAAACUGAAGAACUUAUGCAGCAAGACAAUCGGUGAGAAAAUGAAGAAAAAAGAGCCAGUGGGAGGUGAUGAAUCUGUUCCAGAGAAUGUGUUGAAUUUUGAUGACCUCACUGCAGAUCUAUUGGCUACUCUGAAAGUAUCACAAAUCAAAAAAGUCAGACUCCUCAUCGAUGAAGCUAUCCUAAAGUGUGAUGGUGAGAGGAUAAAACUGGAGGCAGAGCGGUUUGAGAGCCUCCGAGAGAUUGGGAACCUUCUGCACCCUUCUGUGCCCAUCAGUAACGAUGAGGAUGCAGACAACAAAGUAGAACGGAUUUGGGGCGAUUGUACAGUGAGAAAGAAGUACUCGCACGUGGACCUGGUGGUGAUGGUAGAUGGAUUUGAAGGAGAAAAGGGAGCUGUGGUGGCAGGUAGCCGAGGGUACUUUCUGAAGGGGGUCCUGGUGUUUCUGGAGCAGGCGCUUAUCCAGUAUGCACUCCGUACUUUGAGAAGUCGUGGCUACACUCCCAUUUACACUCCCUUUUUCAUGAGGAAAGAAGUCAUGCAGGAGGUGGCACAGCUCAGCCAGUUUGAUGAGGAGCUUUAUAAGGUGAUUGGCAAAGGCAGUGAAAAGUCUGACGACAACUCCUAUGACGAGAAAUACCUAAUUGCCACCUCUGAGCAGCCCAUUGCUGCUCUGCACCGGGACGAGUGGCUCCGGCCUGAGGACCUGCCCAUCAAGUAUGCAGGCCUGUCCACCUGCUUCCGUCAGGAGGUGGGCUCCCAUGGCCGUGAUACCCGUGGCAUCUUUCGAGUCCAUCAGUUUGAAAAGAUUGAACAGUUCGUGUAUUCAUCGCCCCAUGACAACAAGUCAUGGGAGAUGUUUGAAGAGAUGAUCACCACUGCAGAAGAGUUCUACCAGUCUUUGGGGAUCCCUUACCACAUUGUGAAUAUUGUCUCAGGCUCUUUGAAUCAUGCCGCCAGUAAAAAGCUCGAUCUGGAGGCCUGGUUUCCAGGCUCAGGCGCCUUCCGUGAGUUGGUCUCCUGCUCUAAUUGCACAGAUUACCAGGCACGACGGCUCCGAAUCCGAUAUGGGCAGACCAAGAAGAUGAUGGACAAGGUGGAGUUUGUCCACAUGCUUAACGCCACAAUGUGCGCCACCACCCGGACCAUCUGUGCCAUCCUAGAGAACUACCAGACAGAGACGGGCAUCAUUGUGCCUGAGAAGUUGAAGGAGUUCAUGCCCCCAGGCCUCCAGGAACUGAUCCCUUUUGUGAAGCCUGCACCCAUUGACCAGGAGCCAUCCAAAAAGCAGAAGAAACAACAUGAGGGCAGCAAAAAGAAAGCGGCAAAAGAGGUCACACUGGAGAACCAGCUGCAGAACAUGGAGGUCACUGAUGCCUGAACGCUGCCUCCUCCUGGUUUGCCAGGCUGUAUCAGCUGGGAUCUCAGGGCCUGCCCUGGAGCAGGGAGGCCGAGCACCACUCCUCACCCUGCCCCAUCUGACUGCACAGCUGCAAGGGACCCAUCUGCCAUGCAGAGUGCAGGUGUUCCCCAUCUCCUUGCAUGGGUCUAGGGCCUCCUCACUGAUGACUGGUAAAGCCAUGCAAUAAAGCAGCUCUGGGGAGGUGCAAGAUUUCCUGAGUCUUCUUCCCAGUCUUGAA